Molecule: messenger RNA, 2334 nt
Organism: Dendrobium catenatum
Lineage: Eukaryota; Viridiplantae; Streptophyta; Magnoliopsida; Asparagales; Orchidaceae
Exons: 2
Coding region: 349-1992 (547 amino acids)
Biological process (GO): sesquiterpene biosynthetic process
Molecular function (GO): cyclase activity
Source: RefSeq, a predicted model, not a curated record
GCUGCCUUCGACGAGUUCGACUAUGAAAUCCGAACAGAAACAGAGCUACAAAGAAGAGGUCGUAUAGAGAGAGAAAGCCAAUUCCUUGUCUUCCUCUCGUGAAAAUCUCUGUUAUUUCAUAAUAAGAAGAAAAUAGUUGAACAAAGCAACAAAAUCGAAGUUGGAUUUUUCUCUCUCUACAACCUGAGAAAGAAGGGGAAGCUGAAGCUCUUUGUUUUCUCUCCUGCUUUUCAGCUUCCUGCUGAUAUCAUCAGUUUUUUUUCAGGUUCUGAUCCGCGGAAAAAUUUUGGCCAAGCUUAAAUCUGAAAGCUUCUCCAAUUGUCAAUCAACUUCAUUAGUAAAGUUCAAAUGUAUUCAGUUCAGAAUGCUGUGGCCAACAGUGAAAUCCAGGAAGAACCACAGAGAAUUAGCACUGGAAUGAAGCUAAGAGAUUACAUACCUAUCUACAUUCCAGCAAUUGAAAGUGGGCUGUUAAAUCAGAGCAGACAUGAGAAGAAAAAACGCUUUCUUGAUUUCUUGAAAGCCAGACCAUCCAAUGAAUGGUUCCUGAAAAUUCUCCGGCGAAAUUCCAGUCCUUAUAUUGAGUCCUCCUCACCACCUUCCGAUCCCGCAACAGACCAUGGCCGUCGGCGCCGUUUUCGCGUUCCUUUCGUCCGCAAAAUAAACUGGAAAUCUCUAUGGAACUCUUUCAAGAAAUGGAUUAGAAGUCCUGAGCACAUUGCACUCUUUAUCUGGUUACUCUUUGUUGCAGCAGGCUUAAUCUUACUCUUUCUUGUCAUGACUGGCAUAUUAAAUGGAGCAAUUCCGAGCAGUAGCCGGAGGAAGGAUUGGACCGAAGUCAUAAACCAAAUCCUCAAUGCAUUGUUCACUAUAAUGGCUCUUUAUGAACAUCCAAAGUUCAUUCACCAGUUAGUCUUGCUCUUGAGAUGGAGACCUGAUGAUCAAAUUGAGCUAAGGAAAAUCUAUACUAAGAAUGGAGUGCCAAAGCAUCAUGAAAGAGCACAUAUGAUGAUUGUUGUCAUACUUCUUCAUAUCACUUGUUUUGCUCAGUAUGCAUAUUGUGGACUCUACUGGGGCUACACCAGAUCAACCCGGCCAGACUGGGCCGAAGACCUAGUGAUUGCUAUUGGUAUAGCUGCACCAGUCAUAGCAGUAAUAUACACAAUGUACAGCCCUUUAGGAAGAACAAAUGAUGAACCAGUCGCUGAUUCAGAGCUCCAGAAUCAGCAGACAGUGCAAGUUGAGCCUGAGGCAUUUCAUGAAAAAAUCAUAAUCACAAGCCCGGAAUGGAUUGGAGGACUAUUUGAUUGCAGGGAUGAUACUACUGUCAGUUGCCUCUCCUUCUUCUGCACUUUCUGUGUAUUUGGAUGGAAUAUGGAGAGACUUGGCUUUGGUAACAUGUAUGUUCACAUAAUCACAUUCACACUCCUUUGCAUUGCUCCUUUCUGGGUUUUCGCAAUUUCAGCGCUCAAUGUCGAUGAUGAUACUAUAAAAUUGAUUUUGGUAAUCACUGGAAGUGUGCUUUGCAUCUUUGGAUUACUUUAUGGUGGGUUUUGGAGAUCAGAGAUGAGGAAGAAGUUUAAGCUUCCAGGAAAUCCAUUCUGCUUUAGUUCUUCUACAGUUACUGAUUAUAUGCAGUGGUUAUUUUGCUGGUCAUGUUCUUUGGCACAGGAGGUAAGGACCGCUAACUUCUACGACAUUGAGGACGAUGGAUUUUACCGGAAGGUUACAGAUGAAGAUGGGAGGCCUGUGUUGGUUCCAUUGCCAAGAGAAGAUAAUCUUAGUUUCAUGGAGAAUUAUAUGAGAAGCCAAUCUUCUCCAGCAAAUGUGGGGAUAAUGGAUGUGCAGAGGUAUUCAGAUGGCAUUUCAGCUGAUUUACAGAUUAGCUUUGGAAGAGCAUUAACUUGCCCUAAAGAUGCUGUAACUACCCCACCUAUUCCACAUCUAAUACAAGUAGAAGAGAAUUGGCCAUGGAGAACGAUAGAGCUUUGAGGUGAAAAACAAGUUAUUAUGGUACAUAGAAGAAGAAACAUUGAAGUAUGAUAUUCAGAGACAGACCGAAAGUUGGUGACAAUCUUCUUUUUUCUUUUAUUCUUCUUCGUUUCUAUUUAUUUAUUGAGGAAAAAAGGGAUUAUAGUAUGAGUAAGAUUGAAGGAAAUAUUGGAGUUCUUACAUCAAGGUUAGCUCCAUAAGGUAGUAUUCAUUAGUAUGUAGAUAGCUUUUGUAUUUGUAGUUUUGUUCAUAAUGAAUAAAAAGUAGAGUGCAGAAUUUUUUUCUAGAACUCAGCAAUGGUGAUUGUAUUUAAGAAAAUUGGAAGAACUUAUGGCUUGAUAA